CAAGUUGCUAGCUUGAGCUCCAGCGCCUUCCCGCAUGGAGCAGGGUGGUCCAAGUCACAGUGAGUCUGGAAGGGGCGCUUUCCAGCGGCGUAGGAGCAGCUGGUCGACAGGGCAUCGGUGCAGAAGCUGAUUGAGGUGCUUUUGCAGCUUUUGGUGAGCUGUUCUUUCAUAGGGGCUGAGGUUUGGCAGGCUGUGUUGAGGAUAGCCGGUCGAAAUUGGUGGGAAGAUUCUUGGCGGCUUCGUUCACAGAUCUCAAGCAGCGGCGCUGUCAGCAGGUUUUAGCGAAGUCAAUCGAUCAGUUACACGUUCAUUUUAGCUGACAGGCGUAGGGAUUAAUCUUUGUCCGGGUGAAACAUUCAUAGAAAGGGGGUUGAGGUUGCCGCAAAGAUGGGGGCUGGUGCCGAUAACUCCACUGUGCGCACGUCCACCCUGGCUCCAGCCGGGGGCCCAGCCGUUGCAGUGCAAGAAGACCCGCCCGCUGUCUUGAGCGCGCAGAAGAGCUUGCGGCGGCCGUCGGGUGGUUUAGAUCGAACAAAAAGCCUUCGCUCCGAGGCCAGCGGCUUGCAAAUGCAGGACAGUGGUCUGACGGAGUCGGUCAUGGGAGAGGAGGCGGGGCCACAGAAGAGUCCGGAGCAGGCGGCCAACUGGUUGUCCCGUCUCACCUUCUGGUGGUUGCGGGGUCUCAUUGCCACGGGGUGGAAAAAGGCGCUUGAGUUGGAGGACCUUCCACUGCUGCCAGAGGGCGAUUGGGCAGAUAACGUGGCGCCGCGCUUUGGGAAGCAUUUCCACGAAGAGGAGAAGAAAGAGGACAAGUCCCUUUUCCGGCCGCUGCUCAAAACGUUUGGGGCGCAGCUGUGGAUCACCGGCAUCCUGCAGCUCAUCUACGUGCUGCUCGGCCUCACCUCGCCUCUCUUUCUCAACUCCACGCUGACCUACAUCCAGGAGGGCCAGAACACCGGCAACUUCAUGUACAAAAUUUUCGGGCACUACUACGGGUACUACGCUGCGGGAGCACUGCUGGUGGUGCCCACGGUGGCGCUGCUGAUCCAGAACCAGUUCCAGCAGAUGUCGUUCCGCAUGGGCGUGCAGGUCAAGACGGCGCUCAUUGUUACCGUCUAUGGCAAGAGCCUCAAGCUCUCCAACGCCGCCAGGCAGGAGAAGAGUGUGGGCGAAAUUGUCACGCUGAUGCAGGUGGACACAGACAAAGUCAGUCAGACGACUCCCUUCAUUCACAUCACGUGGAGCGGGCUGGUCCAGAUCUUUGGCAACCUGGGCAUCCUCAUCUACUACAUCGGUUGGCCCGCGCUCGUUGGUUUCGCCGUCUUGCUCGUGACCGUGCCCACCCAGGGGCGGCUGGUGAACAAGAUGAUGGACAUGCAGCGCAGCAUCAUGAAGAACACGUCAGCGCGUGUCAAGAUCGUGAACGAGGUCCUGCAGGGCAUGCGUGUCGUCAAAUCAUACGCCUGGGAGUCGCCCUUCAAGAACGCUGUCAAGGCCGUCAGGAGCCAGGAGCUGGCGUCGAUGCGGCGGCGCGUGUUUUACCGCGCGCUCAUGGUGUGCAUCAUGCUGUCCAACCCCGCCGUCAUCAUGGUCGUCACCUUCGCCUUCUACGCGGGCGUCGCCAACCAAACGCUGGAUGCCGCCACCGUCUUUACGGCCGUCUCGCUCUUCAACUCGCUGCGUGCACCGCUCAUGAUGUACCCCUUCAUCAUCAACGCGCUGCUCUCCGGCCAGGUAUCCAUGAAGCGGCUGACCCGCUUUGUGUCCCUGCCCGAGCUCCCCCCCAACCGCAUCACCGAUCUUGACGCCGACCAACCGGCCGCAGCACCCGCCACGGACGGCGCCCAAGAUUCGCCUACUCCCGCGGUUAGCAGUGACGCAGACGUGAUGCUCAAGGUCGAGAAGAGCGACUUCCGGUGGGCGGGGCCGCCGGCGGGAGAGAAGAAGCCCAACCUGGCAGCAAUCAAAAGCGGCAUCGGUGCGACCAGCUUUGGUGCGCGCACCGUGGCGGGGCUUCAUGCGGGGGCCCGCUCGUUUGCUCGCAUCGGCAGCAUGGUGACCAAGCCGUUCAAUAAGAGCGCGCCAGCGCAGGUGGUCGCCGCCAAGGAGGAAGUCAAAGUGGAGGAGCCUUUUAGUCUGGUUGACAUCAGCCUCGAGGUCAAGAGGGGCCAGCUGGUGGCAAUCGUGGGUCCAGUUGGCAGCGGCAAGAGCUCGCUGUCGUCCGCCCUGCUGGGCGAGAUGGAUCAGACGGCGGGCGCGCCGGUGGGCAUGCGCGGCAGCCUGGCCUUCUGCACGCAGCAGGCGUGGAUCAUGAACAGCACGCUGCGCGAGAACGUGCUCUUCGGCCGCAAGAUGGAGCCGGAGCGCUACCAGCGGGUCCUCUCCGCGUGCGCGCUCAAUGAGGACCUGGCAGUGCUCCCGGACGGCGACAUGACCGAGAUUGGCGAACGCGGCAUUAAUCUGAGCGGUGGACAGAAGCAGCGUGUGUCGCUGGCCCGGGCGGCCUAUGCCGACGCCGACAUCUACAUUCUCGACGAUCCCCUCAGCGCGGUGGACGCGCAUGUCGGCGCGCACCUGUUCCAGCAGUGCAUCACGGGCCUGCUCGCGAACAAGACGCGCGUGUUCGUGACCAAUCAGCUGCAGUACGUCCCCGCGGUGGACCUCAUCGUCUUGCUCAAGGACGGCCACAUUGCGGCGCGCGGCACGUACGACCAGCUCAUGGCCGCCGGGACCGAGUUCGGCGCGCUGAUGAAGAGCAGCGGCGCCGACUCCAACAGCGUCGCGCAGGGCGACCUUGAGGCCGUCGUCAAGAAGGGGCGCGCGGAUUACAAGGAGAAGAAGCGGGCGGACAAGAGCGUGGCUGACCGCGGCGGGCGGCAGCGGCUGGCGCGCAAGGAGGCCGGGACGGGGCGGCUGGUGGAGGCGGAGACGCGUGCCAAGGGGAAUCUCAAGCUGAGCGUGUACAAGAAGUACUGGACGGAGGCCAGCCUGCUGGUGCCGCUCCUCGUCUUCUGCCUCUUCGGCCUCGUGCAGGCCAUCGACGCCUACAACCGCUACUGGCUCUCCUACUGGACCGAGAACAAGUACAACCAGGGGCUGGCCUUCUACCUAGGUAUCUACGCGGCGCUCGCGUUCGCGUACGCCUUCUUCAUCUACAUCCGCACGCUGGGCUUCUUCCUGCUGGGCCUGUGGACGGCGCGCAUCCUGCACGAGGGCAUUCUGAGCUCGAUUCUGCGCGCGCCCAUGGCCUUCUUCGACACCACGCCCGUGGGGCGCAUCCUCAACCGCUUCUCCAUGGACCAGUCGUACAUCGACGAGAACCUGUCCAUGUCCUGGAAUAUGUUCCUUAACAUGCUCUUUUCGGCCGCGGGCAGCUUCAUCGUUAUCGUGAUCGUGACCCCCUGGUUCCUGGCGGUGCUCGCGCCCAUGGCGCUGCUGUACGCGUACAUGCAGCAGGUGUACCGGCGCACCGCGCGCGAGCUCAAGCGCGUGGACGCGGUCACCAAGAGCCCCAUCUACCAGCAGUUCACCGAGACGCUCAACGGGCUGCCCACCAUCCGCGCCUACCGCCAGCAGGACCGCUUCAACGACCUCGGCCACAUUAAGCUGGACCACAACAACCGCGCCUUCUUCCUGCUGCGGUCGUGCGACCGGUGGCUCAGCGUGCGCCUCGGCAUGAUGGGCAACUUCAUGGUGUCCGCCGCAGCGCUCCUAGCGAUUGUAAAGAAGGGAAUCUAUGCUGGCCAAGCCGGUAUCUCGAUCGACUACGCGCUAGCUGUGACGCAGUCCUUGACGAUGCUGGUCCAAAAUAUGACGGAUACGGAGAACCAGAUGAACGCGGUGGAGCGCAUGUACGAGUACCGGGACGGCAUCCAGCUGGAGGCGGCCAGUGUGGUGGAAGACAACCGGCCCGACCCGGCCUGGCCGCAGCACGGCGCCAUUGAGGUCGAGGGCCUCUCCAUGCGCUACCGCGAGGGCCUCCGCCUCGUGCUGCAGGACGUGUCGUUCUCGGUCCAGGCGGGCGAGAAGAUCGGCGUGGUGGGCCGUACCGGCUCCGGCAAGAGCUCGCUCAUGCUGUGCUUGUUCCGGCUGGUAGAGCCGGCUGCGGGCCGCAUCGUGAUUGACGGCGUGGACAUCGCAUCGAUCGGGCUGGAGGACUUGCGGCGCAAGCUGAGCAUCAUCCCGCAGGAUCCCGUGCUGUUCAGCGGCACCGUGUCCUCUCUAACGGGCAAGCUAGAGGCCGAGGUGGUCGAGUACGGCGAAAACUUCUCAGUGGGGGAGCGUCAGCUGCUCUGCCUGGCGCGUGUGCUGCUGCGCAACUCGCGGGUGCUCAUCAUGGACGAGGCGACGAGCAGCGUCGACUUCGAAACUGACCGCCUCAUCCAGGCCACGAUACGGACGCACUUGAAGGACACGACGAUGUUGAUCAUUGCGCACCGCAUCAACACGGUCAUCGAUGCCUCGCGCAUCCUGCUCCUCGAGGACGGCCACCUGGCGGAGUAUGAUACGCCUGCCGCACUGCUGGACACGCCCGACAGCAAGUUCGCAGCGCUGGUCCAGGCAACGGGCGACGAGUCUGCAGAGCACUUACGACGAGUUGCACGGGGUGAGGAGGACUAUUUCGCCGCCUAUGAAAAGUUGCAGGAGGCAACGGAUGUCGAUGUUGCUGAAGAGUUCGUCGAGAGGGGAGAGCAGGCAGGGAGUUUGGAAGAGACGGAUGCAACCAAAGUCGACCUGAAAAGGAGUGCUGGAGAAGGGAGUUCGAAGGACGGGCCUGCAUAGGAGGCUCCUGUACUGCCUUCAGUACAUGUGAAUUCUCAUGACCUUUGUGAAAGAUACUGCACCCCAAAAUGGGGGUUGCAGUCUGCUGAAGGUAGUAAGCGGGUUGUAAAUAGUUGACAAGAGUAGGCAUGAUUGACGAGAUACAUCUUAUCCCCGAUUCAUUGACAUCAGGUAAUUACUUGAUACGUUGCUCGCUUGAUAUCAAAUCAUCAACGUGUUGCUGUCUCUGAAGCCGUUAGUGUACUUGCUGUAGUUACCAAGAAGUUAAGCCGUUUGGGCUCGACAAUUGAUGCAUCGAUCGAUGUUUGCCAACAGCCAGC
This is a messenger RNA of Klebsormidium nitens, 5102 nucleotides long. NCBI's taxonomy places the organism in Eukaryota, Viridiplantae, Streptophyta, Klebsormidiophyceae, Klebsormidiales, Klebsormidiaceae. The record is from the annotation of a GenBank genome assembly.